GGGACCACUGAGCCAAAUAACUGCGACACUUAACUCGCUUACAGUCAAUGCUUCGCACACGGAAAUGUAUACUAAAAACAGCCACCUUUGCCGCUUGACAAGUUUUAAGGCUAGUUUUUCUAGCUCGACCAAAAGUGUUUCCCCUCCCAAAGAAACCCGGUGUCUGUACUUCCGAAAAAAGGAGUGAAGCCCGGAAACGUCAACAGUCUUCAGCAUUUUGUCGGCACGGUGUCUGCUCGCAGGUCUGCCAGUUGGACAGACGAUAAGCCCAGUAGCAGCUUGAAAAAAUGGAGAGCCAGAGUCAGGUUUUGGAAAGGCUGCGCACAGCGUUUGAAUCGCGUGUUACAAUACCGGAGAAGUUUCGCAGGACACAGCUGACCAACCUAAUGUCCAUGAUCAAAGACAACGAGGAGCAGAUUGUAAAUGCGCUGCACAAAGACCUCACAAAGCCAAAAUUUGAGGCCAUCCUGUCUGAGGUUGAAAUAGUGAUGAACGAGCUCCAUUGCGCCCUCAGUAACCUCACAAGCUGGAUGCAGCCGGAGUAUGUGAGCAAAAACUUGGCCACAAAGCUUGAUGAAUGUUUUGUACGGAGGGAACCUUUAGGAGUUGUGUUGAUCAUCGGGCCAUGGAACUACCCCAUGCAACUUCUCAUCGUACCCUUGAUUGGAGCCAUUGCUGCAGGAAACUGUGUGGUCAUCAAGCCCUCCGAAGUCAGCGCCGCCACAGACAAUCUGAUAACGGAGCUCAUCCCCAAAUAUCUGUCUAAGGACUGUUAUGCAGUUGUUCGCGGUGGAGCAAAGGAGACCCAAGCCCUUCUGAAGAAUCGAUUUGACCACAUUUUCUACACAGGUUCUCAGGCUGUGGCACGCGUUGUCCUCCAGGCUGCUGCAGUCCACUUGACCCCAGUGACCUUGGAGCUGGGAGGCAAGUGCCCCUGCUUAAUAUAUGGUCGGGUGAAUGCCACUGCUGCUGCUCACCGCUUGGUGUGGUCCAAGUUUUUCAAUGCUGGCCAGAGCUGUGUGGCACCGGAUUACGUUCUGUGCUCGAAAGCCACUUGUGAUGCCCUUGUGCCUGCGUUGCGCCAGGUCCUGGAGGACUUCUACGGCAGUGACAUUCAGAAGAGCCCCGAUAUGUCACGCAUUGUAACACCUAAACACUGGACUCGUCUGAUGGGACUGCUCAACAGGACCAAGGGCAAGGUCGUUGUGGGAGGAGAGCACGACGAGAAGGAUAGGUACAUAGCUCCAACGGUAGUGGUGGAUGUAACUGAAGAUGAUGCUCUAAUGGAGGAGGAGAUCUUUGGCCCCAUCCUGCCGAUCCUCACAAUUGAGUCUCUGGAGGAAAGCAUCAAAUUAACCAAAACAAAAGAGAAGCCUCUGGCCUUCUAUGUUUUCUCAGAUGAAUCCUCUGUGGUUAAGAAGGUGCUGGAAAAUUCAAGCAGUGGAGGAUUCUGCUCUAAUGAUGGAAUUGUGCACAUGGCCCUGCCAGGCCUGCCCUUUGGAGGUGUAGGAAACAGUGGAUUUGGUCACUACCAUGGUCACUGGGGCUUUGAGGCGUUCAGUCACCAGCGAGCAGUCAUGCUGCGUGGUUGGGCUUUGGAAAAACUUAACGCCCUGCGCUACCCACCGUAUAGUGAUGAAAAGUUGAGCUGGCUGCGCUGGACCACCUCACCCAAGAGCUGCUCAAUCAUGUGAUGACCGGCAAGAAGAGUAUCCUCCAUCUGGACUGAGCGCUGCAUGUUGUCAAGUGUCAUUCAAAAAAUGAAUAAAGUUGCAUUCAAAUAAAUCAUUUUAGUGUUGAAGCAGAAAAAGAAAUAGCUCUUUUGAAUUUAUUUUGUUACCCAACAAAGACGAUGUUUUAUUUACCUCACUGGAUUAUUAUACCUGUGGCAGUAUCGGGCAUGUCUUAGGAGUGAUGAUGCAUAUGAUAAACAUAUGAUUAUUUCCUUUUGAAAGAGCUUUUCCCAAAGUGCUCAUUUUCUGCACAAACUAUCUGCUGAAAUGUUAACUGCAUUACUGACUUACUAGCUUUAAAAGCGAGUAAUCAAAGAUGCUUCCUGUUGCCUUUUUCCCCCUCUUUGUUGUCCUACCUCUACAAACUGUGCUGUAUUAAUCCUGUGGUUUAACUUGGCCUGUUAGACUGUACCAGACUGAGGUUCUUGAAGUCAUGUGCCAAGUACUUUUUGAAAAGUUCCUGCCUUUCUAACAGUUUUGAAUAACAUCUGACAUGUCAGGUUAAUGUUUUAAAAAACUGUGUCGAACAGCCUUAAAAAAAAAAGAAAAAAGCUUUUUAAGAAAAGUAAAAUUCUCUCUCAUAAUCUUUAUAUUAUGAAGGGAGAAAUCGGUGACCAAAUCGGUGUUGGCUAUGUUUAUUUGAUGGAGCUUUUUCUGAAUGUUUUAUAAAAGUGACUUAUUUUUGUUCAAAAUGAUGUUUGCUGAGUGUCGGUAUGUUAGAAAUGUAUCAGAAUUGUAAUACUGUACACUGACUGAUAUCAUUGCAUUGACAAUGAGCAUAUCUAAUAAUACUCUUCAAAUAGGGAACAUUAUUAAAGUGAAUAUAAUCUUCAGUAAGACUUACAACUAGUGAUUGAGACAAUGAUGCCUCCUGAUAAUUGCCUGCCUAAAAUGUUAGCAUGUUGGUCUUUUUGUAGCCAGAAGCUAUCACGUUUAGCGGUGCAACGUUUAGCUAACGUUAGCUAGCUUGAUUAACAAGGUGCCGACUUCAAACUUAUUGUGUUAGUAAUGCAGCUAUACAAGUAAUUUUAGCAACUUUAAACCAAUAAUGCUCAUGAGUAUCUUUCUCCUGUAAGUCGAAACCAUAUUAUAUUUGCCAGGAAAUUAUAUAUUUUGUUAUUGUUUAUUCAAUCUUCUGACAUUAAAAACAAAUACUAAUUA
Molecule: messenger RNA, 2894 nt
Organism: Haplochromis burtoni (Burton's mouthbrooder)
Lineage: Eukaryota; Metazoa; Chordata; Actinopteri; Cichliformes; Cichlidae
Gene: aldh3b1
Product: aldehyde dehydrogenase 3 family, member B1
Exons: 11
Coding region: 288-1694 (468 amino acids)
Biological process (GO): aldehyde metabolic process
Cellular component (GO): cytoplasm
Molecular function (GO): aldehyde dehydrogenase (NAD+) activity
Source: RefSeq, a predicted model, not a curated record